This is a messenger RNA of Lemur catta (Ring-tailed lemur), 1241 nucleotides long. RefSeq names its product G protein-coupled receptor 45 (gene GPR45). The record is from RefSeq and is a predicted model, not a curated record. The transcript has a single exon. Gene Ontology annotation, molecular function: G protein-coupled receptor activity. Gene Ontology annotation, biological process: G protein-coupled receptor signaling pathway. Gene Ontology annotation, cellular component: membrane. Lineage: Eukaryota; Metazoa; Chordata; Mammalia; Primates; Lemuridae. The coding region runs from base 115 to 1233 and encodes 372 amino acids.
CCAACGAUGUCUAGAGAGAAGAUGCAGCUGACCGACAGAAGAUGGCAGCCACCAAAGCACUGAGGGUCACCCCUCCUUGGCCAUUUUCGUCCCAGCUCCAAGUGUCUCUCCAAGAUGGCCUGUAACAGCACGUCCCUCGAGACUUACCAACACCUGCUGCUGAACGCCAGCAACGUGACGGACCCCGGGGCCACGGUCCUGCCCGCCCCGCUCAGGAUCACGCUGGCCGUGGGGAUGCUGCUCAUGAUCGCGGUCGGCUUCCUCGGCAACACGGUGGUCUGCGUCAUCGUGUACCAGAGGCCGGCCAUGCGCUCCGCCAUCAACCUGCUGCUGGCCACGCUGGCCUUCUCCGACAUCAUGCUGUCCGUAUGCUGCAUGCCCUUCACCGCCGUCACCCUCAUCACCGUCCGCUGGCACUUCGGGGACGGCUUCUGCCGCCUCUCGGCCACUCUCUACUGGUUUUUCGUCCUAGAGGGGGUGGCCAUCCUGCUCAUCAUCAGCGUGGACCGCUUCCUCAUCAUCGUGCAGCGUCAGGACAAGCUGAACCCGCGGAGGGCCAAAGCGAUCAUCGCCGUCUCCUGGGUGCUGUCCUUCUGCGUCUCGGUCCCCUCGCUCUCGGGCUGGACGUUCGUGGAGAUGCCCGCGCGGGCCCCUCAGUGCGUGCUGGGCUACACGGAGCUCCCCGCUGCCCGCGCCUACGUGGUGACGCUGGUGGCGGCCGUGUUCUUCGUGCCCUUCGGCGUCAUGCUGUGCGCCUACACGUGCAUCCUCAACACGGUGCGCAAGAACGCCGUGCGCGUGCACAACCAGUCCGACAGCCUGGACCUGCGGCAGCUGUCCCGCGCCAGCCGGCGGCGGCUGCAGCGCCAGCACCAGGUCAGCGUGGACCUGAGCUUCAAGACCAAGGCCUUCACCACCAUCCUCAUCCUCUUCGUGGGCUUCUCCCUCUGCUGGCUGCCCCACUCGGUCUACAGCCUCUUGUCUGUGUUCAGCCGGCGCUUCUACUACGGCUCCUCUUUCUACGCCACCAGCACCUGCGUCCUGUGGCUCAGUUACCUCAAGUCCGUCUUCAACCCCAUCGUCUACUGCUGGAGAAUCAAAAAAUUCCGCGAGGCCUGCAUAGAGCUGCUGCCCCAAACCUUCCAGAUCCUUCCCAAAGUGCCUGAGCGGAUCCGGAGGAGAAUCCAGCCGAGCACGGUCUAUGUGUGCAACGAGAACCAGUCUGCCGUCUAGGGAGGGCC